Trifolium pratense (red clover) is the source of this 3548-nucleotide messenger RNA. RefSeq names its product protein ENHANCED DISEASE RESISTANCE 4-like. Gene Ontology annotation, biological process: regulation of defense response to fungus. The transcript has 5 exons. The record is from RefSeq and is a predicted model, not a curated record. The coding region runs from base 576 to 3278 and encodes 900 amino acids. Lineage: Eukaryota; Viridiplantae; Streptophyta; Magnoliopsida; Fabales; Fabaceae.
AGCCGCGUAUUAAAUUGUUGAAACUUAAAAGCUCCGAUGGUGAAAGGAGUAUGAAUGAAUCCAAUGCAUACAAAUACAAAGUAAAUAAAUACUAACUGCAACAACAAAACGACGUCGCUUCUUCUCAUUAUUAUUACCCAACAAACACUAUUCUGUACAACAACCUUGGACAAUGUUCUGUUCCUAUACAGCCUAUUACCCCUCUGUCUCUGAAAUCCAACCCACAAGAUAAAGUUUCAUUUUUUCAGUAAAAUAAGAUAAAGGGUUUCAUUUUCUCAAAUUUCAAAGAUACCCCAGAACAAAAUUUGUCUGUCUCCACUGUCUUAACCUCUGUUACCAUUUUCAUUUUUUUAAUGUUUUUGUUCUUUUGCAUUUUGGAUUCUUAGUCAAAACAAAAUUAACCCAAAAAAAGAAAAAAAAAAUCACUUCAUUUGACAUUCACUUUUGAACAUCUUAUGUAGUUGAAAGUUCUUCAAUAAUCUUUUCUGGGUUUAUGAGGUUUAUGUUGGUGAUGCUGUUUUGUUAGAGGCUUUUUAUUUUUUGUGUGUAUUGUAUCUUUCAGUUUAUUUAUAGCAAUGGAUGAAUCAGCUAAGCAUAGAUUGGUGAGGUGUCCCAAAUGUCAAAAUGUUCUUCAUGAGCAAGCUAGUUAUUCUGUUUAUCAAUGUGGUGGUUGUGGAACUGUUCUUAGAGGAAAGGUUAAUAAUGGUAAUGGAAAUGGUAGUUUGUGGGAGGCAUCAGAUGAGGGACAGGGUGGAAGAGUUCUUUCUAAAUCAGGAAAUUCCUUCAGGAAAGAUGUAGGUUUUAUGAGUGAUAAUAAUUCAGAUGUUGAUGUUAAGUCUAAUGGUGGCUUCUCGAGGGAGGAUCAAAGGGAUUCAGAGAGAUUGAGUAAGGAGCGUGAGAGGAUUCUGAAUCGUUCUCUUGAUGGUAGCGAGAAAGGAGUUUCGGAGAACAGUUAUGAUGUCGGUAAAAGUAAAGGUGAAGGGGGUAAAGCAAUAAGAAGGGAACACCAUGAACCAAAAUUUCAAGUUGGAGGGUCCAAUUUCCCGAGGAGAAUGUCUAAUUGGCCAAACGAGGAGAGAGUUGACAUGGAAGGUGUGAGAUUUUCCACGUUGAAUUAUCCUGAUGAGGGAACUUCAAGAUUUUCUUAUAAUCAUGGUGAACAAUGGAAUAAUUAUAAAGACAUGGAUGGUAUGAGUAGGGUUCGGCACCUCGAGCAAGAUCGAGCCGAGCUUCUAAGGAAGCUUGACGAGUUAUCAAAGCAGCUGAGCAAUUCUUCUGAAAUGGUUAAUAAUAAUCCUAAAGAAAAGGGUCAUCCUGAUUCAAAGAUGGUUCCUCCAGGUCCUCGCAGCGGCCCUGAUACUCGGUUUCCAGACGGACCUUCAGGGUCAAACCGGACGGCCUCAAAGCAAUUCUUUGGUCCUAAUACAAAUAUGGCAGGUCCUCCUUAUUUUAAUUAUCAUCACGAUCCAUAUGGUUAUACUAGUGGUCAUGAAAUGUCCAUGCACAACUUCCACCCUUCGAUGCAUAACCCUAACUAUAUUCCUGGAUAUGGAGAUCCUUUUGUAUCGCAAAGGAUGAGAGGUCCACAACAUCCGUUAUCCCACCAAUUCCCACAACAACCGAUGCAUCCCUACUUUCCUGGACACUAUGCUGAUACCGGUCUAGAUUCAUAUGAACAAUAUGCACAUAAUCCUAUGCCGCACCCGCCUUCCUGCUCUUGUUUUCAUUGCUACAACAACAAAAGAAGAGGUGUGAUGCCAGCACCGCCUGCUACGUUCCUUAACAGCAGAUUCCCUCAUACCUCAAAUGAUCCUAUAUUAAACCGUCAUGAUAUCCCAGUUGGUCAACUUGUUCAUAAUUCUAGAACUGCUAUUCCGGCUGCAAAUUCUCAUGAAAAGCAAUUACAUUCAAGAUUGGCUAGUGACUUCGAUUCUGAGAGGGGUGGAUUUCCCACAAGCCGUUCUCAGAAAGUAAUGCCGGCUAGCGGUAGUCAGCGAUGCCAUCCUAUAGCAGGUGGUGCUCCUUUCAUCACAUGUUAUAAUUGCUUCGAGUUACUGCAACUUCCUAAAAAAGUACUGGUUAAGGUGAAGAUUCGUAAGCAGAAAAUGAGAUGUGGAGCUUGUUCUUCUGAAAUAAAUAUUUCUGUCGUAAACAAGAAGCUAGUUACUUCUCCUCAUGUGGAAACAGAAGAAACUAUUGAUGAUGCUUCUAUCGAGGUUGUGAAUAGCCAUGUGUCACAUUCUCGUGGCCAUGUGAACACAAAUGGUGUUAACUUCUCAUCCGAUGAUUAUUCUGGUUUUGAUUUUCACUCAGUAGAUAGAGGAUCUCCUGUUAUGGCUUCAGACCCAAGUUUGAACUCUAGCAAGCUGCAGGAGAUGCAAAGCUUCCAUUCUUCAUCUUCGAGUACCUCAGAGGAUGAAAAUAGUCCAGAAGUUAUGACUGCACCAGGAGAAGCCGCUAACUCAAUUCAGCCGACUAAAGCCUCGGUGUUGUCUCCACCUGCCGGCUCGCCACUUCAAGAGUAUCUUGAUUAUUCUAGUAACAACAACCAUGCAGUGAAUCGGUUUGGGAAAGGCAACCAAAGUGGUCGCUCAGAACAAGAGAAGGCGGUGAAGCUAGAAAACAAUACCUCAAGGCAAAAUUCUUUGAAAGAGGUAGUGCUUGUAUCUGAGAUGGAUGUCAAUGAUUAUUCGAACUCUGGGAUUUCACAGGAUUAUGGUGAUACAAGCCGAGAAGACGACCGUACUAGAUCAAGCAAAGGAGGUGAAUCGUUUUUCGCAAACAUUUUCAAGAAAGGUUCCCGGGGUUCUUCACAAACUGACAAAGUCGACGAUCGUGAAAAUUGUGUUGUUACCGUAAAUGGACAACCCUUAUCAGAUCGUGUGGUUAAGAAAGCUGAAAAGUUAGCCGGACCAAUCCAGCCAGGAAAUUACUGGUAUGAUUCUCGGGCUGGAUUUUGGGGUGUUAUCGGUGGACCUUGUCGUGGAAUUAUUCCACCAUUCAUAGACGAGUUCAAUUAUCCUAUUCCUGAUAAAUGUGCCGGUGGAAACACCGGUGUUUUUGUAAACGGGAGAGAACUUCACCAAAAGGAUUUAGAUUUGCUUUCUCGUAGAGGACUUCCAACUGAUAACGAUAGAUCUUAUAUCGUUGAAAUUACCGGGAGAGUCUUGGAUGUAGACACAGGUGAAGAACUAGAUGGCCUCGGCAAACUUGCACCAACGGUGGAGAAAGCAAAGCAUGGAUUUGGCAUGAAAGUACCAAGAGCAGCAGCAGCAUGAGAUUUGACUUUAGGUACAUCCUUAUGCAGAUUUGGAAAAAUUGUUUUGUAUCGGAUUACGAGGAAAUUUUUUAAAUGUUUGCAAUUGCAAAUCACUUUGAAAUUUCUUCUGUUUGUUUCUUAGGAAAAUCUAAAUGAUCAGCAUUUAGGUUAUAUUUGUAAAUUUUUCAUUAUUAUUUGGCAGGAAAAGAACAGUUUGUUCUCGCAGUCUUGCACGAGUUUCAUCAAUACAUCUAAUGGUUGCAUAUUUUGCAAAAAUAUUUUUUCAUUA